Molecule: messenger RNA, 3364 nt
Organism: Amphibalanus amphitrite
Lineage: Eukaryota; Metazoa; Arthropoda; Thecostraca; Balanomorpha; Balanidae
Exons: 2
Coding region: 160-1743 (527 amino acids)
Source: RefSeq, a predicted model, not a curated record
AGACCGGUCCCUGCGAGGUGCGGCGGCCGGACCGGCCGGCCGGCGGCCUCAGUUCGUCGCCAGCGCCGGUCGAGGUUGUGUGUCGCGCGCGGCGCCGGGCAGCUCUGGGGUCAGUCGGAGCCAUUGGCCCGUGGAGUCGGUCGAACAGCAGACCUCGAGAUGCUGGAUUACCGGUCACACGACGAUGAAGAGGAGACGUACCUGUCCUGCCGAGACCUGUCCACGGACGGUGGGCGCGACUUUCGGCUCGGCUCCGUCUCCUCCUACGCCUCUGGCGAUUCGAUGCCACAAGACCUGGCCAGACAGGUCUCCGCCAAGUCCCCAAAGAACGCCUCUGCCGAUGAUGAUGACUCGGACUGUGACAGCGACGCCUCCGGAGAGUACGAACCGCUGAGGGAGCCUUCCACCAGCCGCCUGAGCGUCCGGAGCGCCAGCCCGCCGCCGCCGCUACCGCCGCCCCGGCCGCGCUGCAACUCGUUCCACGCGAGGAGGCCCUCCACUGACAGCGUCUCGGGCAAGGCGGGCGGCCACUUUGGCGAGCCGCCCCAGGCCAGCCAGAGCCUUGGAGAUCUGAGCACCGUGCCAGCCGAGCCGGCGCCAGCGGCACGACAGACGAGCUUCUACCGCUUUCUCGCCUCGCACAGACCGGCAGCGCCCAAACGACUUGCACUCCUCUGGCGACGCAAGUCCGACAGGACGACUCGCAGUGACAAGGUGUUCGACGACCCGGAUGUCACUCUGAACAAAUCGAUGCCCAACCUGAGGAGCGGCACGCCGAAGGCCUGGUCAUGGGGGAGGAUGUCUGCGCCGGUGGCGGUGGUAACACCUGUCGCGAAAAAUGCCCCGAAUGCAGCAGCAGACAGCCCUUGUUCGAUCUCUCCUAAGCGGAUCCGGCCCUCGUCUGGAGUCUUUCAUCGUGCGCUGAGCUCGCGAUGGUUCGCAUCGUUUCACGAACGAACUUCGCAGAGGCACCGACGAAGCUUCAAAGAUCAGGCGAACGUCGUCGCACAGGCUCCUGCACCAGUCAGCCCGUCGGCCGCCAAGAAAGCAGCAGAAGACUGGCGAGAGAAACCAGAACCUUCCAAGUCCUGUAAGGAAGCCUUUACCACUGAAACUCGCCAAGAUGAUACUGAGGGAGAUUAUCUGGAAGUAGAACCGCGAGGAGCUUUCGAGUCCGCGUACUUCCAGCUUCCUGAAUAUGCUGUAUGCGGCGACAGACUGGGACAAAGCGUCCCCAACAUCAACCAGCUCACUUCGCCCGUUUACGAGCUGAUGGUGAAGCCGCCCUCCAUCAUCGUCAACUGUCCGGAGGGCGGCAGUCUCGGUCAGGAUCAUCUGGCCCGCGACUGUCCCCAGGGCCAGUCCCAGCAGGAGGACGACGAGGGCUACAUGACGAUGGACGCGAUCCACGUGAUCCUCGGCUCGCCGACACCGCCAUCUCCGCUGCUGGGGGCGCCGGACGUCAGCACGCCACCAUCUGCGGACCUGGAGUCCUGCUACCUGGACAUGACCGGGGUGGAACGGCUGCGACUGGCGCACGCUUUCGACGCCUGUCGUAACUCGGCCGAGGUCAAACCACCGGCUCUCCCGGCUCGUCCUUCGCUGAGGGGUCGCAGUCUGAGGACGGCAGCCCUCAGACAUGCUUCAGGUGAUAAGAUUUACUACAGCAACCUCGACGACUUUCACCUCGCUCUGCAGGCUCUGCAGUUCGAGAGUCGGCCGGCCAUCGCCGAGGACGAGUGAACAAACGACGUGUGCCGGCUCUGUGACAGAACCGGACCUGCCAGUAACGCCAGCCAAAACUGGGUGGCUUUGAGGGUCGCCAGAGGCACAGUGCAGGUCAGCCUCCUGAGAAACUCGGUGUCGACCCUGUUCCAGGUGUUGCCAGAGAAGAAGUGGUCAUCGAACGAUUUCGCAGUGCCGUGCUACCAAAAAGACUGCGCCAGUGACAUGGUUAAGUGAUCUUACCAGGGUUAAGUGUACGACAUCAUGUAAGAUAUCAGGGUUUUUGUUACGAGCGAGCGAGCGCAGCGAGCGAAGUGAGUCUUUUCAAUAUAACGGAAAAAUCUCAGUAUGAGCGGCCCGGCCCGGCCCGGCCCGGCCCGGCCCGGCCUGUAACGCUUUUGAGAGGCUUAUAUCUCAGCAACCGCUGGACCGAUUGGCCUGCGGUCUUUUUUGUUGGGUAGCCCCAUCCCUUCUACCCCGUAAUUGACUACUUUUGAUACAUCUCAGUGACCGUCGUGGCACGUGCCACGUGAAAAGUCAAGGGUGUUCAAGCUGUUUUGCAAAAGUAGUGAUUUUGAGAGGCUCAUACCUCAGCAGCCGCUUGGGCGAUUGACUUGCGGUAAAUUUUAUAGGGUAGCAGCAUCCCUUCUACCCAAAAUAGGAUACUCUCGAUGCAUGUGGGUCACCCCCAGUUCACGUGCAAAGUACAACAAUAAGAGGUGCCAAAUUUGUUCCCAUUUCAGUAACUCGGUAAUUACUGGGGCGAUUUCGCUGAAAAUUGGCAUACAGGUAGGCACCCACCAGGCAAUGCAUUCCCAUGUGUUGCGGUUAGGGUGCUACUGCACGUGCGCACGUGCAGGGGGCGUUUCCAGAUCUCGAGAACGGCUGGGCCGAUUGCGCUCAAAUUUGGUAAACGGUUGGGGACCAGUUAGUAGGGUGCCGUGCAAAAGUCAUUUUGGACCCCGUUUGCACGUGCGCACGUGCAGAAUGCCACUUCCAGAUCUCAGGAACGGCUGGGCCGAUUGCGUUCAAAUUUGGCACACCGCUAGCGACCGGUUAGAAGGGUGCAAGCCCGUUGGAAGCACCCUCUCGCCCUUCCGCACGUGCAGGGCUCACUAUCUCGCUCGCUCGUUCUUCGCCCAAAAGGCGUUUUACUGGUUUAAUAUGUUUAUGGCGUGUACACUGUAUAUAUAUAGAUGUCGUUGACGAGCGAAUUUAGGGAUUCGGGGUGUUUUAUGAUCGACUGUUGUGAAGUCGGUUUUCAAACGUAACGCCUAUGGACGUUAUAAAGUGGGGGUAUUUGGAGAGUGAUUUGCGUGCUCUUAGAAACAUCGUGACUCCAGCACAGUCCCAGUGAUAUAUGUAUAGUCGCGGCUGAUGCGGGCACGAGCCAGACAUCACGUACGUGAUGUCUGGUGUUAUGGAAGUAUUCCGCGGAGCUUACCCGCCCCGCUUGGAAAAGCAAUAACCCGGUGAUGCAUGCUGUUCUGAAUUCAAUGCGGUAACUGUCGGCGGGCCGGCAUAUUGUGUUCAUGGUGUUGCUGUAUUAUAUGUGUUCUGACAUUUAUGUAUCUGAUGUUCCUGGAAUACCUGUUAUUAUAACGUAAAUGGGAGAAUAUAUACCCGCAUCAAUUAUAAA